Messenger RNA from Xyrauchen texanus (razorback sucker), 1281 nucleotides. RefSeq names its product trace amine-associated receptor 13c-like. The transcript has 4 exons. Gene Ontology annotation, biological process: G protein-coupled receptor signaling pathway. Gene Ontology annotation, molecular function: trace-amine receptor activity. The record is from RefSeq and is a predicted model, not a curated record. The coding region runs from base 1 to 1281 and encodes 426 amino acids. Gene Ontology annotation, cellular component: membrane. NCBI's taxonomy places the organism in Eukaryota, Metazoa, Chordata, Actinopteri, Cypriniformes, Catostomidae.
AUGGCGGUGAAGGGCGAGACCGGCACCGUCCUACGUGCAGAGAUCGCAUUCCUUCUGCAGAAGGAGUCAACGGUGACUCAGACCACUGCAUGCCAUUCAAUCCCCGGCAACCUCAACGCCACAGCAGAUGCACUGUCGUGGCAGGAGAUGCUCAGGGGAGAGUGGAGACUCCACCCACAGGUGCUCCAGCUGAUCUGGAGUCGAUUUGGCAGGGCAAAGACUCCCAGAGAUAAGCAGUCGGGUCAGUGCUUUCCUUCCUACAAGAGAAGCUGGAGGGGCGGAUGUCGUUGCUGUGUCUGUUUGAGAAUGGAGGACAACAGCCGAGAAAUCCAUUACUGCUUUCCAAACAACAAUUUGUCAUGUAUCAGACAAUUUAAACCUAAAGUGGAGUACAUUGUUUUGUACAUUUUUGUUUUUUCACUCUCAGCGUUCACUGUGUUUCUGAACCUGCUGGUGAUCAUCUCCAUCUCUCACUUCAAGCAGCUCCACACUCCAACCAACAUGCUCAUUCUCUCUCUGGCUGUUGCUGAUCUGAUUGUGGGACUGAUUGUUAUACCACUAAUGGGCGUCAGAUUCAUAGAAUCAUGCUGGUACUUUGGAGAGGCCUUUUGUCUUGUAUAUUCAUUUCUUGUUUUUACGGUUGUUCAAGCUUCUCUUGGUACUUUAGUUUUUAUAUCUGUAGAUCGUUACAUUGCUGUGACAGACCCUUUGAGAUACACAGUAAGGGUCACAAAUAAUAAAGUUAUUUUUUGUUUAAUUAUAAACUGGCUAUGUUCAACCACAUAUACUGUCAUUAUUUUUUGUGAUGCUUUGUUCUAUCCAGAGACACAAGACAGAUGUUAUGGAGAAUGUACACUUACUUUCAAGUAUGAAUAUGCCAUCACAGAUCUCAUUGUCACUUUAGUUGCCCCCUGUUCUGUAAUCAUGUCUUUAUAUGUGAAAAUCUUCUGUGUUGCGAAAUAUCAGGCCAAGUUUGUAAAUUCUGUUACUGGAGUCAGCAGGUCACAAAGAAAGGCAGCAAAAACUUUGGGGAUUGUGGUAGUGGUUUUCUUUAUGUGUUGGAUACCGUACUACAUUGUGAUCCUGUUGGAAGGGUACCAGUCAACAGAAUCGGUUGAAUUUAAUAUAACAUGUUGGAUUGUGUACAUGAAUUCCUGUAUGAAUCCUCUCAUUUAUGCACUAUUUUAUAGAUGGUUUAGAAAAUCAGCUAAACACAUUCUGACUCUAAAAAUAUUUAAACCAUCAUCAGAAUACUUAAAUCUGUUUCCAGAGGAAAACUGA